Messenger RNA from Lineus longissimus, 4679 nucleotides. RefSeq lists its product as uncharacterized. NCBI's taxonomy places the organism in Eukaryota, Metazoa, Nemertea, Pilidiophora, Heteronemertea, Lineidae. The coding region runs from base 1881 to 2585 and encodes 234 amino acids. The record is from RefSeq and is a predicted model, not a curated record. The transcript is spliced from 4 exons. Gene Ontology annotation, biological process: response to hypoxia; oxygen transport. Gene Ontology annotation, molecular function: oxygen binding; oxygen carrier activity; heme binding.
AUUCGCCAUCAGUGGUCGGACGCUUCUCAGGCUCUUUGCCAACUUAAAGUAGACUCCACAGAAUUCAAUGUAAGGAUUAGAUAGUUAGUUCAGGGGAGCUGUACAGUCGCCUCGGACAAAUGAGCGGGCUCGUUCUUUCAUUAAUUUACCAGUAUACCAGUAUUUACCAGUAUCAACAGGCCGUUGAACCAGUGUAUUAUAUGUUGGGACACCAGGACAGCCAGGGAAGAUCACAAAACCAGUCGAAGCACACACACAGGGUUUGGGGAAAUACUCUUGAAUGUUGAUUGAUACAACCAAUAAUAAAGGAAUACGGUAUAUAGUUACAUUGGGAUAGCUACAUUACCAAGAGGACCAGGGAGCCUGAACUAACGGUGUUCAUCUUUUUAUUCCAGAGGCGCUGGAUUGGUAACAGGAAUAUCGAAGUUUGUGUGAUCUUUGAUGGAAUGAUGACAUCAUAAAGGAUACAGUUACGUCUGUCACUAUGCUAAUGAUAUUCGUGUGUUUAGACAACAACGAACCCUGGAUGAUGUACUAGAGAGUGGAGAAGCAAAUACAUGGAAUUGAUGAUAAUUGUUCGCAUCUGAACACGGCCAACAUUCAUCACUUAGUUUACUCGUUAAACUUCGCAACAUACGUGAUCAUUAUUAAUUUAGGGAAGCAAUGAGAUAUAUUCCUACUCGGCAUCGAUCCCGCUGCAUUAUAAAUCUGUUCGGAUAUUUACCAUUGCCAUGGUCAAGUCAAUCCUUCAAAAGGGUUACAGUAAUAUCUAGCAGAACUUCACCGUCAGUUACAAUCGCAGUUGGCCACUUUUUUCUUCGACACGGAAUAUUUUCUUUGACAUUAUGUAUUUAUUGAAAAUAAUCAAUAACAAAAAAGGGAAAAUAGUUAUAAUAGGUCAGCUCUUAUCCCUGAUCGACAAAUAUCACUGGACUCCCGAGGUCGUUGUCUUCCUUCGAAGCCGACUAUUACUGACAUCAUCGAUCUAAAAAGAGAAACAUUUGUGUCGGAUAACAUCGCAGUUGCUACCAAUCCCAGUUGGACAAACAGCAUCGAGCCCCAAAGCGGUCUACUCCAUUCGUAACGUAGUAUUGUCUUUGGCAUAAGUUGCCAAGUAUGAAAAGGUUCUGUUGCACUGUGGGGAGCUGGUUUCCGGAGCAAAUGGGUUUGUAUUGGUCUUGAUUCACGUUGACAACGGACUAAUAUCAAUGUUGGAUUGCUUCUCAGUGAUAUCAAUCCUAGCUGGACAUCAGACGCCAGAAGUCACGUUCUUCCUUCGAAACGGAGUACAUGUAAUUCCUUGGCAUUAUAGCGAUUGGAUUAUUGGACCCGGACCCCAGGCUUGACUUAAAUUUGAACGGACGCACAGUUUGGCCAUCAAGGUGGCAUCUCGGAGUAGCUUUCACUCAUCUUGAGCGGAUUUUCGGUCCUUUUGACGAAAAUACAACUCCCGCGAGUGAAACAAAUGGAUUUAUCGCGGUCAUCAUAUGGAAUUGGUUGAUGCAGUGAUCGCUCUUCUGACUGAUCGCUAUUCUUACUUGGUCCCUUGUAAUGAUUCUGCUGGGGUUUUAUUGAGCAGAUGGUAUUUCUGACAACGGACGCAGCGGUAAUCAUGAUGAAUAAGCAAAGGAAACAUAUGUUUCCUUAAGGUAUACAUCUGGUGGAAGAAGCAACUUUAUGAAGAGACUCGUGACUGACUGCAACAGGUGGACAUUGAUUAUGAUCCUUGUGUCAAACAGUGGACUCAAGCCAAAGAAUGUGGUUUAAGUGAUAGUAUUCUGCGGAUAGAACGUUAUCAGGUGCCCCACUGCGUCCGUUGAUGAUCGAAUCGGAGCGUUGAUAUACUAGACAAGAGUAAAAGAUGAGGUCACGCCCUGAACAUGGGAUGCAAAUCCAGUAAGAGCACGAGGGUGGAAAGCAUGCACGGGAAGCAGCAGCAGACGCAAGAGGAACCCUGUCCCAAGUUGACAGACUUUCAGCUGGAUAUCGUCAGCUGCACGUGGCCUCUCCUGUCACGCGACUUGAUGAGGAGUGGAUCUAAAAUACUCAUCUACGUCUUCGAGGCGGCGCCUCAUAUGAAACAGCUGUUUUCGUUUAGGGAUGUGAGAAACGAGCGCUUAUCCGAGAACGAGAUCUUCCAAAGACACGCCAUGAACUUCAUCAGCAUAAUAGAGGAGGUGGUGGAUAAUCUGGAGAGCCUGGAGUCGGGCCCUAUCGGUCAGAAACUCAUGAUACUGGGUGCGAAACAUGCCAUGAUCCCAGGCUUCGACAACGCCUACUUCGCCAUAUUCAAGAAGAGCGUACUUUAUACCUGGGAGAUGAUUCUGAGUGAAGAAUUCACGCAGGAAGUGAAUGACGUCUGGGAAUGGGUCAUGGAUUUUAUUAUUGACAAAAUGGGCGAGGGUUAUACCUAUUCUGUGAUGGACGCGCUCAGGAGGCAGAACGCGAGCCGAGCAAGCGAGACGUGCUAUAGUGAAAGUGUCAGUGAUAUUAAUUUAAGCGGCCCGUCGCUUACGCAAAUAAAUUCCGAUACAGCCAAUGGGAAGCCUGCAAAUGGCCAUGCAAAUCAGGAGAAUCAAACUUAAUCUGAUUGGCUGAUACAUUAACGACUUCCUGAUGUAAAUAUUUUCACUUUGUCCUUAUACUUUCUCAUUCAUCAUCAUUAAUAAAUGCAUUUAAGACAUCCAUUUAGGAAUUGGGAGUAUCAUUUGGACGAUUCAGAUUCUUAUUGGCCCGUGUUUUCGCUCCGUGUUUGUCAUUUUCACAUUUGGCGCAAUCUUGGUUUGUGAUUAACCUGAGCAGAAGUGCUGAGUCGGAUGAACACAGCGAUUUUGCGCAUCGGGUAAACCAUGAUGACGACCAGCACAAACGAGUGAAUAAGUGCAGCAGGUGCAUGUAUGCAUGUACAUGUAUCAUAAACAGGUAUAAUUGCGCAUUUUUCUUGGGCGUUUUCCUUUUAAUGCUUUUCAUUGGAGAGACAUUUACCUAGAACCCAAACUGAAUAAAAGAUACUGUAGUUCAAAUUACAUGACUGUGUGUGUGCCUCAUCAGGGAACUUUUAAUACAAAAUGCAGGUUUUAACUGUAUGUCUAAACCAAAAGCAUGUAUUUCCUCCACGACCGGGUCACUUUUGACUUCCUUGUUUAGAGAAAAUGUGGAGAUAUGUGAGGAGUGAUCAUUCUGCACCACCACUGAUAGCGAAGACCAAUCACCAAUGGUGGUUUGUCAUACCGCUGACUACCUACUGCCAGGUUAUGCUGGAGACACCUUCAUUUCAGAUUGCUCCUUCUAGACGAGUCAUAAUGCACCGCCAUUGAUGACCAAGAACCAGUCGAUUCGAAUGACGGCAGUUUAUUAGCUAACUGUAGUAUACUAUAGCGGCUUCUAAUAUAAGUCCUAAUGGAUACCGUUGACAGAUCAAUACAAACCUCGAUCACCUUGGUGACCAACCUCAGAUAAGAAUGCGAACAGGACCGAUUUCAACUGGUCAAUAUUGCUACUUCUAGCAACUAGUAUUGAUAUUCUAACACUGAUGACAUGAGACGGUAAGACUGAAAGCUGGGUAAGCUGGUUUUUGAUCUCGACUGGUUACUGGUCAUUGUUUAAAGCGCUGCUGGGUGUGGCGGAGAAAUGGGUAAUACGGGGCCUUCAAACUCACCGUUACAAGUAAUACAUAACUACAAUAUUCGUCACGUGAAUCCACCAGCCGUCCGCCUUGUUCGUUGCCUGGUAGAAAAUGUACAUUGCCAUGUUCAUCUCUCGGGACAUUUACACGAAAUUUCAACAAAGCGCAGUUAAUCAAAACUAAGAUGGAUGGCGGCCGGCUAAUUUGAUGAACAUGUCAUCAUCGUUUAACCACUACCGCUCAACAUGGAGAAAGGUUCUUAGUCAUCCAGCCUCGUACCCAACCAUUUCAGAUCCUCGUCAAUUCCUGACACAAGGUUUGGUUGUUGUUUUGUGUGCGAUCGACCACCCAAAUAUCACGAGAUCUCGCAGGGAGGUGGAUCAACUCGACCAACGAGGACCCUGUCGCGUUCCGCCAAGAACCAGUAGGAAAAGUGAAGAAGUCUCCCUAUCUAGAAAGCCUAGGACAACACCACCAGGCAUGAUGCACUCUGGGAGAAUCCGCAGAAGGCAGACGACGUCCAGGCAGGCCAAGGAAGACAUGAUGGCGACGAUCGACAGAACAUGGGGAUGAACUGGACCCAAGUUGAGUGAGCUGGCGACCUAUGCUCCACUACUUGCAGGCGCAGCAUUGGGCGUGUCUGAGGUGUAUAAGUGGCUAAGACUGUGUCAUCGUUAAAGUAGCAUCACGAACAUGUCAUGUUAUGGUUAGCUGACACUUAUUUAACAGUGAAACUGUAUAUACGUGUUUAACAGAUUGUGGCGAUGGGUAACUGGUGAUAAGAUUGUUUCAUCACCGCUGUGGCAAGUGAAUAGGGAUCGGCAUACUAAUAGAGGUUCUUCACGUGACGUCACGACGUGACGUCAUUGAAGAACCUCUACAUAGGUGGCGCUGAUUAUUACUAGGGUAUGAAUCAAAAUUACGUCAAAACGACAAAAUUGACCACAGGUCUCAAUCUCCAAGCCUACUGUUCCAGCGAUGUUGAUUGUCUUUCACGAGGCAACUUUAAUGUCGCAUUAUGAUUUGAAAAAGGUAUCGAAUAUCCAUGCAAUAC